Messenger RNA from Mytilinidion resinicola, 661 nucleotides. RefSeq lists its product as uncharacterized. The transcript has a single exon. Lineage: Eukaryota; Fungi; Ascomycota; Dothideomycetes; Mytilinidiales; Mytilinidiaceae. The record is from RefSeq and is a predicted model, not a curated record. Bases 229 to 594 code for a protein of 121 amino acids.
CUGACAGGAGAGCUUCACUAGGCUGACAAACUGUAACAAAGCUGUCGGGCAGUUACCGCAGUGGAAUGGACGAGAGUGCAGACGGACCCGAAUGGCCCCGCCGUGAGACGUUUGGGCGAGCUGCAUGUUGACCGUUAUUCAACGUUCAGCAGUACCCAUGCCUCCAGAUGAGACGGGGUUGAGCGAUGGAAGGCAAUAUGAUCCUCUGUUUCACCUUGGUACGCCGAGAUGACAAGACCGGAGCCCGAAAGAGCUCUUCAGACGACUCUGGAGGAACAACAUGGAGGUGGUUGUGGAGCAUGUAUUACCAUAUCUUGCUUACUGUCAUUCGCUCGUCAAAAAGUGUUCUACGGCUUGACGCGUUGGAGGUUCGAUUCCUUCAUGGGCACAGAUGGUUUCCGCAAGGACUCUUCAUUAUGUGCUGGGGUUCAACACCCACCCUCAGUCUGGAGAUCUCAGACCUUCCCUCUCCCACGCAGGUGUACGCAUUGCGGGUCCUUCGUGUGGGUUGAGACUGAGUUCGACGUGCUUUGGCUACUGUGGGACUUUGCGGAAGGUUACAUUUUAGCAUAUGCCCGAUGGCGCUCUAGGUAACUGCGAGGCCAACUCCUACAGUCUGCUUGCACGAGGUUUCAAUUCCUGGGGUUCGAAUCCCCUUAUU